GACAGAGGAAGUCUCGACCACAGAACUAAACGGUUUUGCUCCGAGGCUGCCACGAUGUGACUGCAGACGCCCACAAUAAAACCUGAAACUAUGAAAAUGAAAGUUUUUAUUAAAAAGGUUUUUUUAUAAAAAAAACAGUUAAACAAUUAACGACACACUGGCCAUCGAUGCAGUGAUGAAGAGGAGAGCUGGACCGAUGCUGAUCAUUCUUUCUCUGCUAAUGGACGCAGCCUUAGCAAACUCACAGUUGAUUUGUUCACAUCAACCAAUCACAGCCCUGGCUGGUGAUGAUGUCAUUCUACCAUGUCACCUUGAACCUCCCAUCAGUGUUUAUGAUGAGACAGUGGAGUGGACCAGACCUGGUUUAGACCCAAAGUACAUCCAUGUUCACCAGGAUGGACGAUUUAUGUUUGAAAAUCAAAAUCCAUCUUAUAAUUUCCGGACAAGAGUGUUUGUGGAUGAACUGAUGACAGGAAACGUCUCCAUGAAAAUCUUCAAAGUGAAAGUUUCUGAUACAGGAAGAUACCAAUGUGCCCUUCCCUCAUUACAGAAGGAAGCUUCCAUCCAGCUCAUUGUUGGACAGUCUGAUGUGAUUGGCUCAGACAAACCAGUUACAGUAACAGUCGGUGAUAACGCCAUCCUGCCAUGUUACCUGGAGCCGCCAUUUGAUGUGAGGACUCUAACAGUGGAGUGGACACGUGAUGGAAGAUUUGUGCUCGUCAGUCGACAUGGGGAGGACUAUCUGGAUCUUCAAGAUGAGAACUUCAGAGGUAGAACAUCUCUCUUCCAUGAAGAAAGGAUCAGAGGAAACAUUUCACUAAAACUGACCAACGUAACUGAACUGGAUGCUGGAAGUUACACCUGCUUUGUUCCCAGACUGCAAAGUCAGGUCAGGAGAGGCUUCAUUAACCUCACUGUUGAGCCAGUGGGAGGUCAGACUGGUGAUAUCAAUGGUGAGACUGAUUUGAGCCCCGGUGCUAUAAUUGGCAUUGCUCUUGGUGUCAUUGCUGUCAUUGUUGCAGUUGCUGUAUUGAUGAAAUGUAGAAAGAUCAGAGGACAAGGGGCCAAUGCUGGAGCCAAUGCUGGGGCCAAUGCUGGGGCCAGUGUUGGGGCCAAUGUUGGAGCCAAUGCUGGGGUCAAUGUUGGGGCCAGUGACGGGGCCAAUGUUGGGGCCAAUAUGGGGGCCAGUGAUGGGGCCAAUGCUGGGGCCAAUGUUGGGCCCAGUGAUGGGGCCAAAGUUGGGGCCAAUAUGGGGGCCAGUGAUGGGGCAAGUGAUGAGCACAAUGAUGGGGCCAGUGCUGGGGCCAAUGUUGGGGCCAAUGUUGGGGCCAGUGCUGGGGCCAGUGAUGAGCACAAUGAUGGGGCCAGUGCUGGGGCCAAUGCUGGGGCCAGUGCUGGGGCCAGUGAUGAGCACAAUGAUGGGGCCAGUGCUGGGGCCAGUGCUGGGGCCAAUGCUGGGACUAAUGCCGGGGCAAAUGAUGGGGCCAAUGUUGAGGCCAAUGAUGGGGCCAAUGAUGGGGCCAUUGAUGAGCACAAUGAUGGGGCCAAUGCUGGGGCCAGUGCUGGGGCCAGUGAUGAGCACAAUGAUGGGGCCAGUGCUGGGGCCAGUGCUGGGGCCAAUGCUGGGACUAAUGCCGGGGCAAAUGAUGGGGCCAAUGUUGAGGCCAAUGAUGGGGCCAAUGAUGGGGCCAUUGAUGAGCACAAUGAUGGGGCCAAUGUUGGGGCCAGUGAUGAGGACUAUGAUGAAGGAAUACCUUUGCUCAACAUGAAUACCACGACGGACUGUGCAAGACCAAACACGACAGGACGCAACGGGCAGAACAGGGAAGGUAGUGAAAAGGACAAUGAUGAAGACAAUGCAGAGGACAAUGCUGAAGACAAUGCGGAGGACAAUGUAGAGGACAAUCCUGAAGACAAUCCUGAAGACAGUGCAGAGGACAAUGCAGAGGACAGUGAUGAGGACAGAUGAUGAUGGGGGUAAUGGUGAAAAUAUAGGUAUGCUCAACUUAAGAAAUGUCAGCUAGUAAGAAAGAAAAGCUUUUGUUCCAUCCACAUUUCAUCAGGUGUUUUAUGAGCUGUAAUAAUAAUACUAAUAUUAUUAUUAUUAUCAAUAAUGAUAAUGAUAAUGGUGGUGAUAAUAAUAGUAAUACUUGUAUUUUUGUUAUUGUUGUUAUUGUUUUGUGCGGUUUUAUUUUGGUGUUUUUGCGUCACAUUAUCUUGUUUUACUGCCCUUGAAGAACUCUAGAAUCCGUUUACUGUAAAUAAAAUGUGUUUAUUAUAGAACCUUGUCAUUUGGUCCAAUAUUCACAACCAACAUUACAAUUUGAUUGAAUCAGUAUUAAGUAAUUGUGUGUGUUUUUUGUGUGCAGUUAGCAAUGUUUGAAGAAACAAAUACAGACAAGUACAACCAUUUCAUCCAGAAUGUUGAUUCUUGAUUAAAAUGCAGCUGCAGGGAAUUUUUCAGAAGUUCUUCCUGAUGUGUUGAUUAAAUUUGACCAUAGGCGACAAUAAUAAGCACUUAAAGACUGUUAUUAUUUUAAGGUGACUAUAUAUAUUUUUUCAUAUUUAGGUUUUAUAUACAUAUUUAUAUGUUUAUAUAUAUAUUUUUUUAUGACUGUUCUGCUUUUUUGUGUGUUUUGCUUCAUUUUAUCUUGUGUUACUGCCUUGUGAUGAAUCCGUUUUAAAACACAUUGUACUACUAGAAUUCAUUUGAUAUAAAAUGUUUUUAUUUUCGGGAAGUGCAGAAUCUUUAAGUUUAUUGCAACUGAACAAUUAAUGUUCUACGACACUGAACUGAAAGAAGAAAAUCAAAGUCAGUCUGAGUUUGUUAGAACUUCAUUGUGUAUAACUCUCAGUAAUUAAUAGUAGAAUAUUUAAAGGAUAUUAAUGUUCAUUUCUCAAUGCACAAACAGAAUGAUGCUACCUGAACAACAUGAACCUGCAAUAGUUCAAUGUAUUACUGUAUGUGAGAGUGUACCACUGUAGCUCCAACCUUUACUUAUACUGUCUCUUACUUUAAACCAAAACACCAAUGCAAUGGAUUUUUCUCUAUUACAUUUUUUAAUCUGAUGGUAGCGCCAUAUCCUCCUUCACUGCCAUCAGUAAAGGAGUGCGGACAGGUGGUCCAAAGUCCUGUGGUUUCAAGCAGCUGCAGUCAACCAGUUGAUCCACUGCUGCCAUAUGACUGAAUGUCUUGAUCCCAGCCACAGUUCUUUCAAUGAGUUUGCUUCCGGUCUUUGCUGUCCAUGUGGAAGUUGAAGGUGUCUCUCUCCACAUGCUUUUGGAGCCCUAAAGCUCUUUCCCCUGUGAUCAGCUUUAAUAGCAGGCUAGGUGAGAACAUUUUCCAGAGAAGCUGCUGUGAUCUUUGUUUCUCUUGUAGGAGAGCUUUGGCUGUUUCAAAGCCUCUCUCUCUCUCUCUCUCUCUCUCUCUCUCUCUCUCUCUCUGCACUCAAUUGUCAACAGCUUUGUACAAGGUCUCACUGACGCCCUCUGGUGUACCUUUCUAGAUAAUACAUGCAGUUGUAUUUCUCAGGGUGGAAGCCGGCUUGUAUUUUGUUGUCGAAUGAGAAUUUCAGAUAUUUCACUUUGCCUUUGUACAAUCGUUAGCAUUGAACCAUCACCAACAAUGUUUUAUUUUUGCUCUUGUGAGAGGUUUUAUUUUCCAUUCAUGUUGUGGAGUUUUACAUCUUCAUCCUUCUUGGCCUCUGCUUUCUACUGUAAUGUAUGUGAGUGAAUUAUUGAUUGACCAUUUGACCUGAACAGAAAUCACACUGAUGAUGAUGAUGAUGAUGAACAUGGGAUGGGCAUUAAAGUCAAACUUCUUCUCAUGGUAUGUCUCAAGCACAAAUUCUCUAAUUUUGCUGCUUUUGUGUUUUAAUUAAUAUUUGAAUGUCUUUGUUUACUGAAUUUGGAGCAGAUGAUGUCGGUAAAAACGCUGAGUUCAAAAACAAUGAGCUUCAAAGUCUUUUGUGUGUGAACAGCCACAUUUGCAUAUUACUUUUACUGUUUAAAAUAAAAAUUCUCAUUGUAAAAUAAAA
Molecule: messenger RNA, 4037 nt
Organism: Dicentrarchus labrax (European seabass)
Lineage: Eukaryota; Metazoa; Chordata; Actinopteri; Moronidae
Product: circumsporozoite protein-like
Exons: 7
Coding region: 176-1969 (597 amino acids)
Biological process (GO): cellular response to lipopolysaccharide; cell surface receptor signaling pathway; immune response
Cellular component (GO): external side of plasma membrane
Source: RefSeq, a predicted model, not a curated record